GCCAACACAUCUCCUGCUCUGUUGAUCGCUGUUGGUAUACCAUUUUUCCGUCUUUGACCACCUCUGAAGCAGCAAUCAUGACCCAGCUAGAGACAGCCAUGGCCAUCCUGAUGAAGACCUUUGAUACAUAUGCUGGUGUCGAGGGCAAUAAGGAGAGUCUGAGCAAAGGCGAGGCCAAGACCCUGCUGGAGAAGGAGUUGCCUGGACUGCUCAAGGCGGCAAAGAACCAAGACGCGGUGGACAAGAUGCUGAAAGGUCUGGAUUUUAACGGAGACUCUGAGGUCGACUUCAACGAAUUUGUGGUGCUGGUAGCUGCUCUCACGUGUGCCUGCCACAACCGCACUCCCAAGAAGUGAGCGUGGCGACCGCACCCUGGGGUGGGGCCCGGCAACAGCGACAUUAAAUCUCUUUAGUGACUGUGUUCUGUAACAACUGAAUAAACUGAUUUAUUUACCUGUG
Messenger RNA from Anarrhichthys ocellatus (wolf-eel), 459 nucleotides. RefSeq names its product protein S100-P. Gene Ontology annotation, cellular component: cytoplasm; extracellular exosome. The record is from RefSeq and is a predicted model, not a curated record. Bases 78 to 356 code for a protein of 92 amino acids. NCBI's taxonomy places the organism in Eukaryota, Metazoa, Chordata, Actinopteri, Perciformes, Anarhichadidae. The transcript is spliced from 2 exons. Gene Ontology annotation, molecular function: transition metal ion binding; calcium ion binding; calcium-dependent protein binding. Gene Ontology annotation, biological process: endothelial cell migration.